Molecule: messenger RNA, 1624 nt
Organism: Cuculus canorus (common cuckoo)
Lineage: Eukaryota; Metazoa; Chordata; Aves; Cuculiformes; Cuculidae
Gene: TAF15
Product: TATA-box binding protein associated factor 15
Exons: 14
Coding region: 1-1461 (486 amino acids)
Biological process (GO): regulation of DNA-templated transcription
Cellular component (GO): nucleus
Molecular function (GO): RNA binding; transcription coregulator activity
Source: RefSeq, a predicted model, not a curated record
AUGAAAAGAACUUUAACACCAGAAAUACCUCUGCUUUCCAACCCAGGUGGAGGGCACAGGAAGCAUUUACUGAAUGCGUUUUUCUCUUACAGCUAUUCGUCCUACGGCAACCAGGGCAGCCAAAAUUACGGACAAGGGCAGGGAUAUUCUGGUUAUGGGCAGAGUGGAGACAAUUCCUCCUAUGGACAGAACUACGGAAGCUAUCAUGGGAGCUAUGGACAAAAUCAAACAGGUUACGGACAAGAUUCACAGGGAUAUGAUGAUGAAUCCAGUUAUGAAAAUCAGAAUGAGAGCUCAUACAACCAGCAGUCUAACAGCGGUCAGGGCCAGCAGAAAGGAUCGUCUAGAGGUGGAAGAGGCUCAUAUGAACAAAAGUCAAACUAUGGUCAGCACCAAAGCUCUUAUGACCAGCAGUCAAGCUAUGGACAAAACCAGGACUCUUAUGACCAACAGUCAAGCUCCUAUGACCAGCAGUCGGGCUAUGGCCACCAGGGCUCGUACGACCAGCAGUCGGGCUAUGGUCACCAGAGCUCGUAUGACCAAAAGUCAGGCUAUAACCAGCACCAGAGCUCGUAUGGCCACUCCCAGCAGUCCUACCAGUCUCAGAAGGGAGGCUAUAGCCACAACAGCCAAGAUGAUCGUCGAGAAAAGAGUAGGUAUGGAGAAGAUAAUAGAGGAUAUGGCGGGUCUCAGGGAGGAGGUAGAGGGGGAUAUGACAUGGAUGGAAGAGGUCGUAUGUCUGGAUACAGUGGUGGUGACCGUGGUGGCUUCAAAAAUUACGGUGGUCAGAGGGAUUACGGACCGCGAUCGGAUGCUGAUUCAGAGUCUGACAACUCUGAUAACAACACUAUCUUCGUGCAAGGACUUGGAGAGGAUGUUUCAACAGAUCAAGUGGCAGACUAUUUCAAACAAAUUGGUAUUAUAAAGACCAACAAAAAGACUGGCAAACCUAUGAUAAAUCUCUAUACGGAUAAGGAUACUGGCAAACCGAAGGGAGAAGCAACAGUAUCUUUUGAUGACCCUCCUUCUGCGAAAGCAGCGAUUGACUGGUUUGAUGGAAAAGAAUUCAACGGCAAUGUUAUCAAAGUUACUUUUGCAACCAGAAGGCCUGAAUUCAUGAGAGGAGGUGGAGGUGGCGGCCGUCGAGGUUCACGAGGUGGAUAUGGAAGAGGUGGGGGCUUCCAGGGUAGAAGUGGGGAACCCAAAAAUGGUGAUUGGGUUUGUCCUAACCCGGGCUGUGGUAAUAUGAACUUCGCUCGCAGGAAUUCCUGCAACCAGUGUGGUGAGCCUCGGCCAGAGGAUUCACGCCCGUCAGGAGAUUUUCGCGGCAGAGGUGGCUAUGGAGGAGAGAGAGGCUAUCGAGGGCGCGGUGGCAGAGGCGGCGAUCGGGGAGGUGGCUACGGUGGUAAAAUGGGAGGAAGAAAUGAUUUCAGAAAUGAUCAACGCAACAGACCCUACUGAAGACCACUGUGAAUGUUUUGUUUGUCUUCUUGAUGAGUUUGAUGGUGAAAUUGCCAGAGUUUUGCCUGCCGCUUCACCCAUGGCCUCUUUCGGUAGUGGAAUUGAGUGAAACUAGAUUUUUAUUUUGGUGGGAGGGACUGGGGCGGGUUUUUUUUAAGCGAGA